AUGAACGACCGAACGACCCCGCACAGCUCACUUAGCCUUUCUCCGUUUUCAUCGCUCCUGUACAUCUUGAUCCAAUCCAAGUUAAUCUACUAUCCGCUGCGUCUCCUUUACCCAACUCCACCCGAUCCAGGACUUGACGACGAUGAUGUCCCUGACAAUGCUGAGAUUGAUAUCAUUGCCGUUCAUGGUUUGAAUCCAAGGAAUAAAGAUGACGAGGAGCAUGCUUGGGACACUUGGCGCACUCCACCCGGAGAGCAGGGAAAACUGUGGCUUCGGGACAUGUUGCCAAAGAAGGUCCCGAAUGCUCGCAUCUUUUUAUACCAGUACAAUUCGUCCGUCGUUUACAGUUCCGAUCGCAGAACGUUCCUGGACAAAGCGAAUGAUUUCCUUGAGGAUGUUCGGCUGAGCCGAACGAACGAUCCGCAACGCCCGCUGCUGCUUGUUGGUCACAGCCUCGGUGGACUGUUGAUCAAGCAAGCGCUUAUCAAUGCGUAUAACAAUGAAGUCUACAGCGACAUCAAGAUGGCUACCAAAGGGCUCGCAUUCUUUGCGACUCCCCACUAUGGUGGACGUGCAUCAUUAGUUCGCAUUGGAGAAGUUGCUGCAAAAAUAGCAAAAGGGCUCGGUUUCCGAAAAGGAGAUAAUAUCAUACACGUCCUCAAGGAUGGCACACUCUUCACCAACCUGGUCGAUGAGUUGUGGAAACAACGGUUGCUUGAUUAUCCUAUCGUGUCGUUCUGGGGAUCACGUGAUGACGUGGUAUCUAAAGAAGCAUCGACAUUUGGUCUUCCCGGCAAGCAAGAACGUGUCGUGUGCCUCGAUGCUGAUCACAACAGCAUUUGUAAAUUUGGAGAUUCUCAGGAGGAUAGGGAUAAUUGGAAGAAAGUGCGGGGAAAUAUUGUGGAGCUGUGCCAUGAUGCUCUCAGCAUGGACGACCAAACCGUCGAGCAGCUCAUUGCCAACCUCGUAAAGCAACUACUCAGCAACAAGUUUCCACCACCAUCUUCAGUCACGGAUGCCUAUACUCGACAUAAGAAGUAUAAAUCACAACCAUCGUUGAGCGAUCUUGAAGGCAUGUUCCAUGCUGUUGCCGCACUGUACAAGGAUGGAGUCUUUGUUAUUGUUGAUGCGCUGGAUGAGUGCCAAAUGAGUGACAAUAUUCGUUCCAAAUUCAUUGAAGCAUUACUGCGCCUUCAGUCGAGGAAGAGUAAUGUCAACAUCCUCGCCACAUCCCGGCCUGUACCUGAUAUUGUGGAAGCCUUUGAUGGGUAUUCCCGACUUGAGAUAGUUGCCCAGAGGGACGACAUCGAGCGAUAUAUACGCAAUAAAAUGCCCAACCUGCGCGCUGUCUCAAAAUACCCGCACCUCCAAGAUGAAAUCAUCGACUGCAUUGCCAGUGUCGCAGAUGGCAUGUUCCUACUUGCUCACCUCUUCUUCGAAACCUUGAAAGAUAAAGUUAGCGCAAAACUUGUCCGUAAAACAUUGAAAGAGCUUCAAAACGACGCUAAGGAGAAGGAGCCAAAGCAUGCCCUAUUACGCCGGGCAUAUGACGAUGCAAUGGAGCGAAUCAAUGGGCAACCGGUCGGGUAUAAGAAGCUUGCCAAGCAUGUGCUAUCGUGGAUCAUCUGCGCCAAACGUCCUCUCCAAACAAUAGAGGUUCAGUAUGCGUGGGCUGUCAAGGACAGUGAGGACGAACUUGAUAAAACCGCGAUCCCUGAUGCCGAAGAUAUGCUUUCGAUAGCCGAGUUGAUCCACACCGACAAGACAACGAGGGCCGAGAGCCGCUACAUUGGGCAGCAGGGAAUGGCAAUACAGAUGUUGUUAAAACUCUGUUAUCGGAUGGCCGAAUCGACCCAGAGAGGGAGGAUAGAGAGGGCCAAACUCCGCUAA
Messenger RNA from Thermochaetoides thermophila DSM 1495, 1890 nucleotides. RefSeq lists its product as uncharacterized. Bases 1 to 1890 code for a protein of 629 amino acids. The transcript has 7 exons. The record is from RefSeq and is a predicted model, not a curated record. NCBI's taxonomy places the organism in Eukaryota, Fungi, Ascomycota, Sordariomycetes, Sordariales, Chaetomiaceae.